AUGAUCCGCCAUAUCAGAAAUGGUGGCGAAAUCCGCAGCCGCAGCGUUCGUGAUCCGCGCCGAAAACGGCUGUUUCAAGGACCUCAAAACCUCCUGGUGGAGGUCCGGGAAAAAGAUAAUGGAGAGCUGACAUAUGAAGCUUCCCUGAAAGGCAGUCAUUUUGCAUUUCAGCUGUGUGACCAGAGAGACAUUCCCCUCAUCUUCCUGCAAAACACGGCACCAGAACCCACACACACAAUCUCACAAACCAAGGCAGAGUCCAACACUAACAGACUGAAGGCUCAGGGUUCCAUGAUGUCUGCUCUGGCUUGUGCUUCUGUUCCCAAAAUUACUGUGGUUAUUGGAGGUUGUCAUGGAGGUGACAGCUAUGCUAUGUGCGGAAAGGCAUUCAACGCUAAUUUCCUGUUCCUGUGGCCCAAUACGAGAGUGCCGAUUUUGGCCCCAGGCCACUCGGAUGCAUUCGUACAGACUGAAGAGGAAAUCACACAGAUUAAUAGGAUGUUGGAGGAAGAUAGUUCAGCAUUCUUCUCCACUGGCAGACUGUGGGAUGAUGGUGUUACUCUACCUCAAGACACCAGAAAGGUUUUGAGCAAGUGUCUGAAAAUCAUUCAACAAGAAGACUAUCAAAUGUCCAGAGAGAAAAUGAAGACUCCUUUUCUCCGUCUGUAACAUUACCUCUGCAGAAAC
This is a messenger RNA of Carassius carassius (crucian carp), 687 nucleotides long. RefSeq lists its product as uncharacterized. The record is from RefSeq and is a predicted model, not a curated record. Gene Ontology annotation, molecular function: methylcrotonoyl-CoA carboxylase activity. The coding region runs from base 1 to 669 and encodes 222 amino acids. Gene Ontology annotation, cellular component: mitochondrion; methylcrotonoyl-CoA carboxylase complex. The transcript has 6 exons. NCBI's taxonomy places the organism in Eukaryota, Metazoa, Chordata, Actinopteri, Cypriniformes, Cyprinidae. Gene Ontology annotation, biological process: L-leucine catabolic process.